Octopus sinensis (East Asian common octopus) is the source of this 819-nucleotide messenger RNA. RefSeq names its product probable tRNA N6-adenosine threonylcarbamoyltransferase. Gene Ontology annotation, cellular component: cytoplasm; EKC/KEOPS complex. NCBI's taxonomy places the organism in Eukaryota, Metazoa, Mollusca, Cephalopoda, Octopoda, Octopodidae. The record is from RefSeq and is a predicted model, not a curated record.
AUGGUGGUGGCAAUCGGGUUCGAAGGCAGUGCCAAUAAACUUGGUAUUGGAAUAAUAUCUGAUACCGUCGUCCUCUCAAAUCCUCGAAUUACAUUUUGUCCCCCCACAGGGGAGGGUUUCCAGCCAAGAAUCGUCGCUUCUCACCACAAAGCACACAUCCUCGAUCUCCUCGAAAAAGCUUUAAAAGAAGCCAAAAUCACCCCCAAAGACGUGGACAUAAUUUGUUUCACCCGAGGACCUGGAAUGGGUGCCUUACUCUCUUUGGUGGCCGUUGUCGUCCGGACUAUAUCCCAGCUGUGGAACAAGCCCUUAGUGGCAGUCAAUCACUGCGUGGGUCACAUAGAAAUGGCCCGAAUGGUCACAGGAGCCCACAAUCCGACCAUUUUAUACGUCUCUGGAGGCAACACACAAGUCAUUUCCUACAAAAAUGGUCGCUAUAGAAUAUUUGGGGAAACUCUGGAUAUUGCAGUUGGGAACUGUCUGGACAGAUUUGCCCGGAUUGUUAAGUUGUGUGUCUUUUAAGUCGAGAUUUCGAACGAUCCGAGUCCUGGGUAUAACAUUGAGUUGCUUGCGAGAAAGUAAAUGUUGGGUAAUUAAAGUAGGGGUGUUAAGUACAUUCCUCUUCCUUACUGUGUGAAGGGAAUGGAUGUCUCGUUUAGUGGACUGGUCUCUCAUUUGCAGGCAACGGUGGACUCCUAUCUUAAGGAAUAUUCGCUGGAGGAUUUGUGUUAUUCUCUCCAGGAGUGUGUGUUUUCAAUGUUGGUGGAAAUUACUGGUUUUUGUGUGUAUUUGGAGGACAGAGAGGGCAAUGACUAAUUC